GUGAAAAUUUUGUUGAACCUGUGAUAGAUCAGACAACAAGUUCUGUUGCUAAACAAACUAAUAGCUCAGCAAAUAUUUCUAGUCUAUUAUCAAUAUUGAAUACAUCAGACAUAGUAACGUCAUUAAAUAUAUCUGACAUAUCAACGUCAGUAAAUAUAUCAGACAUAGAUAUCCAGGAUGAAGUAAGAAAUCUCGAUGAAGAUAAAUGUUCAUGUAACUGGCAUGGCAAUGUAUUGGAAGUAUAUAAAGAUUGCGACUUAUUUGAACCCACCAUUGUAGAAGAUAAAAUUUCUAAACAUUCUGAAAUAAGUGCACCUGUUUCCACUACAGCAUACCUCAAUAAUAAUAAUAUUAUACAAGACAUUUCAAAAAAUAUUUAUGAUAAGAAUCCACCUUAUGUAUCAAACACAGAAGAAAAUUUUAUUCAAUCUGUAGAUGAGACAACAAAGUAUGUUACUAAAGAAUAUAACAUGUCAUCUACAUCAUUAAACAUAUCAGAUAUAGGCAUUCAGGAUGACGAUGGAAAUCUCAAUGAAGCGUGUCUUGAUAAUAAUACUAUGGAAGACAACAUUGAAAAUGUUAGCGAUGAGGAUCCAUCUUACGUACCAUCAAACACUUCGUCUAAUGAAAGUUUCGUUCAACCUGUGAUGAAUCAGACAAGAAAUUCUUUUGCUAAAGAAACUAACAGUUCGGCAAAUACUUCUAGUGGAUUAGACAUAUCAAUGUCACUAAACGUAUCUGGGAAAUGUGCUCGGGAUGACACUGAAAUGUUUGUUACAUCAGUUGGUGCAGGAAACAAGAAGCAUUUCUGUAUGUAUUGCAAUACGUUUCAGAGCAAAAUAGCUCGUCAUCUUGAGAGAGUACAUGCGAAUGAAUUAGAAGUUCAAAAAUUUAAACACAUGCCAAAAGGGAAUGCAGAACGAAGAAAGAUCUUAGAAACGAUACGUAGACGUGGAGAUUUCUAUUUUAAUACCGAUUGUGCACGAAAUGAUGGUGAAUUAUUAGUAGAAAGACGUUCAAAGAAAGAAUACAACAGGAUACCUUCUGAAUACGUCGUAUGUCCAAAUGUAAAGCUUUCAUUCUAA
This is a messenger RNA of Nylanderia fulva, 1085 nucleotides long. Lineage: Eukaryota; Metazoa; Arthropoda; Insecta; Hymenoptera; Formicidae. The record is from RefSeq and is a predicted model, not a curated record.